UUGAUUGCCGUGACACACGCUCCGUUUGAGAGGUCCCUUUUCUCCUCUUGAUGAAUUUCAUCUGCUGAACUUAUUUGCUUCCUUCAAUAGUAUAGUAUGGGUGCUGAGAAUCGCCCUCUCCACAUCUUCCUCUUCCCAUUCCUUGCCCAGGGCCACUUGAUUCCUACCAUUGACAUGGCCAAGCUAUUUGCAGCCAGAGGGGUUAAGGCCACCAUUCUAUCCACUCCUCUCAACGCUCCUCUUAUUUCCAAAUCACUCCCAUCCUUCAAUCCUCUGAUUCAUAUCCAAACCAUCCAUUUCCCUUUUGCCAAGGUUGGUUUCCCUCAAGGCUUCGAGAAUAUGAACUCCAUCCCUUCCCCAGAUUUGAUGCUCAAAUUCUUCGAAGCCACUACUCUGCUUCAAGAGCCGCUGGAGCUAGUGUUGCAGCACUCUCUUCCUGACUGUCUCGUCGCAGACAUGUUCUUCCCAUGGGCCACUCAUUCUGCAGCCAAGUUCGGCAUUCCUGCGAUCGUCUUUCACGGCACUGGUCUCUUCGCCUUGUGCGCUUCCGAAUGUCUCAGACUUAACAGGCCUUACGACCAUGUUUCUUCAGAUUCGGAGCCGUUCGUUAUUCCUAAUUUUCCCUGUGAAAUCACGAUGACGAGGUCGCAGGUGCCAGAUUUUCUCAAAUUUAAUGAAGACAACGUAGUGAGCAGACUGUUGAUUGCUUCCAAAGAAUCGGAGCUUACAAGCUAUGGGGUACUUGUCAAUAGCUUCUACGAACUGGAGGAGGACUAUGCCGAUCAUUACAGGACUGUCCUUGGAAGAAAAUCAUGGCAUAUCGGCCCUCUUUCUCUCUGCAACACGAAAACAGAGGACAAAGCAGUCCCUCAAGAACACGAGUGCUUCAAGUGGCUUGACACGAAGAAACCCAGCUCCGUUGUUUACGUGUGCUUUGGAAGUGUGACAAACUUCCCAGAAUCCCUACUCAGGGAAAUUGCAAUCGGUCUAGAAGCUUCGGGGCAACAGUUCAUCUGGGUCGUGAGAAAACCCAAGAAAGACGAACAGCAGCAAGAAGAAGAAUGGGUACCCAAAGGAUUUGAGAAGAGACUGGAAGGUAAGGGGCUGAUCAUAAGAGGAUGGGCACCACAAGUGAAGAUUCUUGAACACGAAGCAGUGGGAGCGUUCGUGACACACUGUGGUUGGAAUUCAACGUUGGAAUCAGUGUGCGCAGGAGUGCCAAUGGUGACAUGGCCUGUGUACGCAGAGCAGUUUUACAAUGAGAAAUUGGUGAGUGAGGUACUUAAAAUUGGUGUGCCUGUGGGCGUUACAAAAUGGGCGAGAGUGAUGGGAGAUGACAGUAUCAAGUGGGAAGCAAUAGAGAAAGCAGUGAAUAGAGGCAUGCAAGGGGAAGAAGCAGAGGAAAUGAGAAACAGAGCAGAGGCACUGGCUCUGAAAGCGAGAAAGGCAGUGGAAAAGGGAGGCACGUCGUAUUCUGAUUUGAAUAAUCUUAUACAGGACUUGAAUGAGCGUCGUCGUUCUCUUGAAGAAAUCGAGCAUUAGAAUGUAGUGCUUGUAUUUGGCUUUGUUUUUUCUUCGGGAAGUAGUCAAGCAGGUUUAAGUUUUUGGUUGACAAAUGAAGAUACAGCAAGGGUUUGGUUCACAAAAAAGUAGGCAGUACUGAAUCUCUCUACAAUGUCUAUGAAAUUCGAAUCUGUUUGUGAAAACUUUUUCGCUUUGGAUUUGAUAAAUGUAUAAAUCUUCUCACUUUCAUUCAACAAGUAUGUCGCGUGGUAUUAUAAAAUAUAAGGAGAACACCAUCUCAUAGUU
Molecule: messenger RNA, 1809 nt
Organism: Prosopis cineraria
Lineage: Eukaryota; Viridiplantae; Streptophyta; Magnoliopsida; Fabales; Fabaceae
Product: probable UDP-glucosyl transferase 73B6
Exons: 1
Coding region: 97-1542 (481 amino acids)
Molecular function (GO): UDP-glycosyltransferase activity
Source: RefSeq, a predicted model, not a curated record